Molecule: messenger RNA, 2767 nt
Organism: Megalopta genalis
Lineage: Eukaryota; Metazoa; Arthropoda; Insecta; Hymenoptera; Halictidae
Product: cholecystokinin receptor type A
Biological process (GO): neuropeptide signaling pathway
Cellular component (GO): plasma membrane
Molecular function (GO): gastrin receptor activity; neuropeptide receptor activity
Source: RefSeq, a predicted model, not a curated record
GUGAUACAAUGUUACUUAAAAACAGAAUUUAAUUUCUCCCACGAUUAAAAAAGAGAAAAGCGUUUUUAAUAGCUAUUAUAAAAUAUCUUCAAACAUGUUGAAUGAUUUUGCUGAUAGUAAAUACAGUGGUAUAGUGAACAAACGUUUCGUACAUACGUGCCGUGUGAUUCACUUAAAGACCAAAUUGGCGAUCAUGGUGACGCUCUUAGCGAUGCUAACCUUUAUUGAUUCUGCGAGGAAAUCCGUGGGGACAGCCCCGAAGCUAGAAACAUCGUAAAAGCAGUGAAACGUUUAUCACCAUCACCAUAACACAGAUUACCAUAAAAAGUUCGACUCGAACGAUCUAACUGCACAGUUACGUCCCAUCCAAUUAUUCGCGAUGAAACAAACAUUUGCCUACACCUGUUGAUAUUUUUAAGAAGAAAAGAUCAGCGAGACUGAUCGCGUACAAUCAUGGCAUGAAAUACGAUAACGAACAGCAGCAGGAUGACGUUUUUCGAUUACAAUAUGUCUGGUAACGCAGUACCAUCCAUCGACUACCUCGGUAAUAUGGAAGCCGAUCAAUCAUUCGCUAACAGCGUAUCACAACUGUCAACAAUGAGUUCCGUGAUCGUAAACGUUACACUACCAGCCAAUGCGAAACCUAAUCACGACGGCCUUUUGGAAACUUUAAUUAUUCCAUUAUACGGAACGAUUUUUCUACUUUCGGUGGUCGGAAAUUCAUUGGUUCUGAUCACAUUGGCCCGCAACAAGAGGAUGAGGACUGUCACCAAUGUGUACUUGUUGAAUUUGGCAGUUUCGGAUUUGCUGCUCGGUGUCUUCUGUAUGCCCUUCACUCUACUUGGCCAGAUUCUGAAGAAUUUCGUCUUUGGGAUUACGCUAUGCAAACUUAUAUCGUACUUCCAGGCUGUGUCAGUUUCUGUAGGAGUCUGGACACUCGUCGCAAUUUCAUUGGAGCGGUACUUCGCUAUUUGCAGACCGCUGAAAUCAAGACGAUGGCAAACCGAGUUCCACGCUUACAAGAUGAUCACUGUUGUGUGGAUAGCUAGUCUUACGUGGAACGCGCCUAUUCUAAUUGUCUCGCAGCUUAAAAGUAUACGCGGAGGGAGACACAAAUGUCGAGAGAAAUGGCCGAACGUGGGUACUGAGAGAGCUUACAACUUGUUUUUGGAUGGAACGUUGCUCUUGGUCCCUCUAAUCGUAAUGAGCCUCGCUUACUCAUUAAUCGCUGCAGAACUUUGGCGCGGCUUACGACAGGAAAUACGACAAACAUCCAACUGUCAACGACGUCUUGAGAGAACAGAAUCCAGUGGAACAGUCCGGAAUUCAUCGUACGACAGGAGUGAUGGAAGACCGAGCACGAUGGUUGUCCUGAAUGAUUGCAGCGCAUCCUCGAGAUUAAGGCGAGGAUUUUCCACUUCCCAUGGAUAUUGCAACGAUGCACCGCACAGGAUGUCGUCCAGGUUUCGUAUCCCGAGAUCGAGGAUUUCUAGGACUCCGAGCAGCAAAUGUCAAGGGCCAGAAUAUCCCCUCGAACCAAGGACACAAAUCAGGACCAAUGGAAACAGUUAUUUGACGAGAGAUACUGCGGAUACUAUUACCGAGGAACAGCAGGACUCCAGUAGUCCUUUUAGCCGACAACAUGCCAUACGUAGCAAUUACAUGGGCAAGAGUAUCGAGGCAAAGAAAAAGGUGAUCAGAAUGCUGUUCGUAAUUGUGCUGGAAUUCUUCAUCUGUUGGGCACCGCUGCACGUGAUCAAUACUUGGUAUCUUUUCGCCCCGGAAUUGGUAUAUUCUAUGGUCGGAAGUACAGGCGUUAGCUUGGUGCAGUUACUCGCCUAUGUUUCCAGUUGCUGCAAUCCCAUCACUUACUGUUUCAUGAACAGAAAGUUUCGCCAAGCGUUCCUGGGCCUUUUCAACUGCCAUCGUUGUUGGAGAGUAGGGUGCAGAGACGGCGACGUCGCCAUGACGUCGACGAGGAACGCCAUACAGGUUGGAAACAACAGUGAGCUGAGCGGUAAUGAAUCGACAAUCUACCUUGGAAAGGCUUCGCUUGUUGCUAAAUCCGAGGUAGUGAGACUCCUGGAGGAAGAAGACCAUGUCUAGUACAGGCGGAACGCGUCCUGCAGCGAAAAUCUGAGGUCGAACGUAAUGUUGUUACAAAGCGGCAACGAACAGGAUGACUUUUUCCUGAAAAUAUCCUGGCGCUCGACCAACGAUAGGGUUGGUUCAGCCAGAAAUCGAACGCUAAAUAAUCAGCAGUCUUGCUCAUCGAGAUCAUCCCGCGUGGGUAACCUCAAUUUCCUUUACGACUGAUGACAAAGAACUAUUCCAAGGACUUGUGCGUAAUCGAACGGGAAAUCUCGAGCGACAACUGAGAGAACGUUCUUACAACUGUUUACGACGCAACGAUUUUUUCAAACCGAAAACUUUCUUCCUGGUCGAAAAUCCCUUGUGGAACUUAUGGUUAUACGAGGGUCAGUGAAUUAUACUUCUAAAUCGUAAUUUUAAAGAGGUACUCCUCUUAUAGUUUGUGGUAUUCUGUACAGUGCUAAUAUUAGUUAGGGUUGUGUUCAAAGAUUCAACUCGAUUGCAUCAGUCGUAUCCUGUAUUGUGACAUAGUAAUCAUUAGACUGUGGAUUUUAUGCAUUUGUGAUAAAAAUAACUAGGUCGGAUACCAGGCAAUGAAGCCAUCAGAAGAAUUUAAAAACAUUCAUAUGUUCUUCUCAAUUUAUUAAGAUCAUCGAAAGAAGAAAUACAUUUUUAU